ACUUUAGCUGACACUUCUACCAUUACUUGACAUCGUAUCCAAAAGUCACAUUCUAUCGGGAAAAAAGGUGGAAAAAUUGUAUUUACUAUGGCUGCAAGCACCAAGUUAUCCUUUUUUGUACGAACACUCAGCUCGGCUGCCCCAGCUGGAAAGCCUGUAAAGCCACCAAUUCAAUUAUUCGGUCUGGAAGGCAGAUAUGCAACGGCUCUAUACUCUGCCGCAACUAAGUUGAAGCAAAUCGAGAAGGUGGAAUCCGAACUGUCGCACCUACAAGCUGAGAUGCGUAAAAAUGUAAACUUGCGAGAAGCGAUGACCAGUCCAAUCAUCAAUCGCAAAGUGCUGGCGAAUAGUUUGAAGGAUGCAAGUGCAAAAAUCAAUUAUUCAUCAGCAACCAGCAAUUUAUUGUCAUUGUUGGCUGAGAAUGGUCGUAUGAAGAAAUUAGACGGUGUCAUUGCGGCUUUCAAAACUAUUAUGGCUGCACAUCGUGGCGAAGUUGUGUGCGAAGUGACCACAGCCAAACCAUUGGAAGCCGGCCAGAAAAAGAGCUUGGAAGAUGCGCUCAAGAAAUUCAUCAAAUCGAACGAGACGAUUCUGUUGACAUCUAAGGUUGAUCCAUCCAUCAUCGGUGGAAUGGUUGUGUCGAUUGCCGAUAAGUAUGUUGAUAUGAGCAUCGCCACCAAGGUCAAGAAGUACACAGACCUGAUUGGAGCUACUGCUUAGAUUUCAACAUUUAAUGCUAAUUCGAGUUAAAAUUCAAUCCGAACGCUGUAGUAGAUUGCGGAUUAGGAAACAAUUUCCAAAAUAAAUGAAAUUACAACUAACGA
Molecule: messenger RNA, 824 nt
Organism: Bradysia coprophila
Lineage: Eukaryota; Metazoa; Arthropoda; Insecta; Diptera; Sciaridae
Gene: ATPsynO
Product: ATP synthase subunit O, mitochondrial
Biological process (GO): proton motive force-driven ATP synthesis
Molecular function (GO): proton-transporting ATP synthase activity, rotational mechanism
Source: RefSeq, a predicted model, not a curated record